AUGGCGACAAUUGACACAGACAUUCCAAUGCCUCAGCAUGAUACGAACACGUAUCAAAACAAGGUGAUCCCAAUGACGGAAAAGACGGAGCAACCAGCACCACAGCAGCAACAACAGCCCAGUUUAAUGACACCUCCCAUAUCUCCCAUCAACACAUCUGCCAACAAAGGCUCGCUGAAAAUCACUGCUGGACAAACUGGCUUACCUUGGCUGACAAGAGAUGCAGAUGCUGAAGGCUUUUCUCCUACUGCAAUGCAACAAUCACCUCAGGAAAUGAGCGCAACACCCACUUCUGCGCAGGGUAGCAUCCAUAGCACUGCUUCUCCACCUCCCAAGUUUAUGGCACGUCCAAGAACUGCUUCGGUGAUUCGUUUUCCCACAAGAAAGAGAACCAUGCAAAAGCACAUUUACACAAUGAAGGAUGGUUUGGAUCCAGUCAAGGUUUUAUGCAAUCGAUUGACUAGCUGGCAAGUUUCAGUUAAAUAUCUGCUUAGCAUGUUUCAUAGCAUAAAAAAGGUCGAGUCCAGUACUGGAAAAGGUUACCGAAAGAUCGAUUCAAAAUCCACUAUCCCCGUCAAGAUUAAAGACCAAUUCAAGUCUUCCCAUGGUGUUCAAGAUGCUUGGGCUGCUUUCAGACAGUACACAAGAGAGAAUAGCUUGAUUCACCAAGACUUUGUUGACUUUAUUGAAAAUGAAAUUGUGCCGAUACUGCAUAUCAUCUUGAAAGAUAUUCACGCCAUGAUGCAGAGUUUGAAACACAACAAGGAUUUGCGCACAAACACUUUGUGGGAAUGCCGCAAAAAGGCUGAUAAAGUCAUUACUCAAUUGAACUCUGAUAUCUAUUCCGUUGUCAAUGCGCAAGAAAAGGCCAAGAGCAAUUAUGUAAUUCCCAAGGGCAGAGAUCCAUUAUUAUCAAAAUAUGUCGUCAUUCAUACUAUCAGAGACCUCUACAAGCAAGAGAAUCGACUGCACAAAGACUUUCUGGAGACACAAGACAGCUAUCGUCGCUUUGAGCAAGAAAAGAUCAUCAAUGUCUAUACAGAGCUGUUCCAAACCUUUGAGCGCUACCGUGUCCAGCAUCACCUCGAGAACUUGGAAGGGGUCACCAAGGUAGCUGGUAUCUUUAACGCCAUUGAAACAGAUGCUGAAUGGUUGGACUUUGUCCAACAUCACGAUAACGAACUAGUUAAGUCCAAUGCAGCCUUUAAAGACGAGCAAGCACUUGAUUUCCCCAAUGCAUCGCAUCCUCUGGUCCAGCCCCUUGCCAUUGGCGUUUUACAAAGGCAUCAUGGUAAAAAGUGGCACGAAGAGUACUAUGUAUUGAGUCCAGUUGGAUUGUUGCAUCGUUUCAAGUCUGAACAGGAUCUACUGAAUACGCCCUUGAAACCAGAAGCCACUAUGUUUGUUCCACAGUGUACAAUUCUUAUCAAUCCCCCGAGUCAGCUUUUGGAGUUAAAGGGCAAAGUAUUAGGCAGUUUAUUUGGUAGCAAAAAAUUGGUCGAGCUGUCCUCCUCUGAUUUUGCCUUCAUCAAGCAUUGGAUCGAUAGGAUGGGCCCUAUGGCUCUUCAACAAGAAACGGCUGUUAUCAACACGCCUUUACCUCCUCAGCAACAACCUCAGCAGCAACAGGAUGCUGUGGUUGCCGAUAAUCGAUCGAUUCAAUCCAAAGUACAAGCUGAAGAUGAACCUGAAAGUUCUAAUUUAGGCGGUGUCACUCAAGUCGGAGCUGUUGCUGAUGCUACCAUGCAAUCAAUCGAUCAAGGUGGCACCAGCAAUGCAUUCCAACCUAUAACAAAUGUCACAGCAUCAGAUCGCCAUCACAACAAUAGCAACCUCAGUCAUCAUUAUGACGAUCAAGACGAUAGUGAUCAUGAUUUUGCAAGACAGACUGUUGAAUACUCUACUCAUUCACCUGCUGCUGCUGCUGCUGCUGCUGAAGUAUCUGACACCAAUAACCCAUUCCAUACUAUGUCUACCACAGCUUCAUCCUCUGAUCCAGCCAUGACCAACACCGGCCCAUCUACACCUAUUGAAACGAUGACUCCAGCCCAACAAAAGCAUGGCGAUGUCCAUACAUCUUUGGCCUCUGAUAUUAAAAACACCAACACGGCUGCUACUACUACACCAUCGAGAAUACCUGGUGUUGGUCCUACUCGAGAAGGUAGCGACAUUUUCUGGGACACAUCUGCUUAA
Messenger RNA from Mucor velutinosus, 2193 nucleotides. RefSeq lists its product as uncharacterized. The transcript has 4 exons. Bases 1 to 2193 code for a protein of 730 amino acids. Lineage: Eukaryota; Fungi; Mucoromycota; Mucoromycetes; Mucorales; Mucoraceae. The record is from RefSeq and is a predicted model, not a curated record.